UUGAGAGCGGGGCCCCACACGCUGCCGCGCAUCGGGACCAUGCAGACCACCACCUCCAGGACGCUCCGCGGGGCGCCGCUCUGCGCGCUGCUGCUGCUGCUCUCCGCAGCCUCCGCAGCCCGAGGGAUGGAGCUGGAGUCCGGGGAGGAGCUGAGCCCCAGGGCCCUGCGGGACUUCUACCCCAAAGGUCCCAACCUGACGAGUGAGAAGCAGCUGCUCGGAGCUCUCCACGAAGUUCUGGAGAAGCUGCAAGCAAAACGACUCCCUUCGUGGGAAAAGAAAUUCGGCCAAGUCCCCACGUGUGACGUCGGGGAGCAGUGCGCCGUGAGGAAGGGCGCUCGCAUCGGGAAGAUGUGCGACUGUCCCCGCGGAGCUUUCUGCAACUUCUUCCUGCUGAAGUGCUUAUGAGCCCGGCCGGAAGUGAAUGUCGCGCCGAGAGGGGGAGGAAGAGGGAGAAGACGAAGAAAAGCAUCGAUUCCUUUGUGAUUGCUGUGAUAUUUUGUAUGAUUGAGCCGAGCAGCCGGUUUGGGGACCGACCCUUCGUUCUAUGAUUUAACAAAAGUACAUUAAACCACAUGACAGAGAUCUGAGGAUAUUGAUCCAUGGAGUUAAACAUCAACCACUCGUUUUAGUGACGUAACGUUAGUAGGAGCUUAUUAAUAACCCACAAUGCACCGUGAACUAUAAGAGGACCGGUCGAGUCAUGAGAAUAUUCUAGUGAUUCUUCGUUUGGGGGAAAAACCCGAAUUUGUCUUUCAACUUGUUUUUUUGUUUCAGAUAAAUGUUUGUGUAUAUUAUCCCAAUAGUGAUGAUGGUAUCAUAACAAUAAACAUAAUUAUUGUUUUGUAAA
This is a messenger RNA of Pungitius pungitius (ninespine stickleback), 850 nucleotides long. It is a transcript of the gene cart3, whose product is annotated as cocaine- and amphetamine-regulated transcript 3. The record is from RefSeq and is a predicted model, not a curated record. Lineage: Eukaryota; Metazoa; Chordata; Actinopteri; Perciformes; Gasterosteidae. The transcript has 3 exons. Gene Ontology annotation, molecular function: neuropeptide hormone activity. Bases 40 to 408 code for a protein of 122 amino acids. Gene Ontology annotation, biological process: cellular response to starvation; adult feeding behavior; negative regulation of appetite.